Molecule: messenger RNA, 1745 nt
Organism: Punica granatum (pomegranate)
Lineage: Eukaryota; Viridiplantae; Streptophyta; Magnoliopsida; Myrtales; Lythraceae
Source: RefSeq, a predicted model, not a curated record
UUUCAUUUUUUUGGGUAAGCACUUGAUAUCCAGAAAUUUAUUAUUUUUAUUUAAAAAAAAUUAUAAUUAUCCUUGGCCAAUUGGGAGACGGACUGCUCCCUUUUAUAAGCCUCACUCCGCUGAGAGUGACAGAAACACGCGCAGAGGCAGUGUCUUUCGUUUCUCCCAACUGCUAAACUCUCAUGUAUCAGUGCUGUAUAUAUAUAUAUAUAUAUAUAUACUCAUUAUACACACUGGAUUGAUCUUGUUCAUCUUAAUAGAUUAGAGGUCUGAUAAUUUAAGAUGGCCACGGGAUCGAUGAUGGCAGCAACCUCGGAGGAAACUGUGGAUUGGAUAAGCUCAGCACCGGAUGACGUUCUCAUCAUGGUAUUGUCUCGCUUACCGCUGAAAGAAGCGGCCAGAACCAGCAUUCUGUCCCGUAGAUAUAGAUACUUGUGGACACAUUCCACGAAAUUGGAUUUUGAUGCUUCUGAGACGUUGGCUCGUAUCCUCGACGACAUGUUGAUCAAAGAAAACGAUAGAGAUGAGUAUAUGAGCUGGGUCGACCAAGUGAUUGUGGCUUCCCAGGCCCCGGUCUUGGAUUGCUUCAGAGUUCGCUUUUACCUGGAUUCAAGACAUUCAGACAAGAUUGAUUCCUGGAUUAAGUUCGCCCUGGAAAGAAGAGUGCAGUCGCUUGAACUGGUCAUGAUUUCCGACCUCCGUGUGCUGUAUCCGCACUAUACUUUUCCCAGCUUUACAUGUGGCGUCGAGUUCUUGACGUCCCUUGAUCUGGUGGAUGUUGACAUCACUUCGGAAGGUCUCACAUGUUUGCUAUCGAAGUGCUUGCUGCUCGAGAAAUUCCACAUUGCACGGUCACGGAAUUUAAACCAUUUUGAGAUUGCUGCUGGUCCCCCUCUCCGGUUAAAGUGCUUAAGUAUACUCUGGGAAGUAAUAACUAUCACGAUUUCGGCCCCUACUCCCGACCUCCUGUCCUUCAGGUUUUGUGGAGGAGUGAAAAGCUUGCACAUUGAAAGCGCCCCUAAACUUAUAGAUUUAUUUAUCAACAGGCACCCUGCCCCAUUGAGCCUUGUUCUCCGACCUCUUAUGCACUCCUUCUCCCAGCUUCAGACCCUUAGUUUUUCGCUUUUCAUGGGUUGGAAAAAGGCGAUCCGCAUAACACCACUACUUCCGGAGAUGACUUGUCUGAAGCAUCUCACAUUGCGUGUUUACUCGUUUAACAGCGAUACUAGACUCCACGGCUUAACUUCCUUGAUUAAGAAAGCCCCUUCAUUACAGCGGUUAACAAUCAAGAUGAGUCGGCUAGGUGCUCGAGUAAAGUUGAAGACGAAACGAUUUCACAAGUACUCUCACCCAUCCCUUCGAGUCAUGGAAUUGAGAGGUUUUGAAGGGUCGACAAAUGACAUCGAGCUGGCGUUGUAUUUGCUCAGUAUAGCUACUUUGCCCGAAAAGCUUAUAAUCGAUCUGCGCCAUGCCUACCUAGAUGGAUACUAUGCUUUCGAGGAGCGUGCAAAACUGGAAGGGGCGGUAAAUCGUGCUUUGGAGCUUCGUUCACUGAUGGCUCCAGAGGUUCAGCUGGUUGUGAAUUUGCUAGCGGAUUCCCAAGAGGCUUGUAUGGAUUAACAAUACAAACUAUGUAGUUUUGAUAUUUAUUUAUUUAUUUAUUUUUGUGUGAACCUCGGUAUUUGAAAGCCCAACUAGGCCUCCUCUAAUCCAAUCGAUCUGGGUCGGCCCAUUAAGGGGUAAAA